UUGGUACGUAGGCGUCAAGAAAUAGCUGAGAUCGAGCAUUUUGAGAAAUGGCGGCGGUGGCAGCGAUCACUCUGAACAGCGGCUACGAAAUACCGGCGGUUGGUCUCGGCGUUUGGCGUAUUGAAGGCAAACAAAUGAAAGACGUUAUCAUCAACGCCAUUAACUUCGGUUAUCGUCACUUUGACUGCGCAGCUGAAUAUGAUAAUGAAACGGAGGUAGGGGAGGCACUCGAGGAGGCUCUUCGUACUGGAAUAGUCAAGAGGGAAGAUCUUUUUGUCACAACUAAGUUGUUGAACUCGGACCAUGGUCAUGUUCUUGAGGCUUGUAAAGCCAGUAUGAGAAAGCUACGUCUUGAUUACCUGGAUCUUUACCUUGUUCACUUCCCUGUUGCCACUAAACAUACAGGAGUUGGUAUAAGCUCAAUCCCGAUGGGGGAGGAUGGAGUUAUGGAUCUAGACACCACUAUAUCGUUGGAGGCUACGUGGCAUGCCAUGGAAAAUCUUGUUUUCAAGGGCUUGGUUCGCAGUAUUGGACUCAGCAACUAUGAUAUUUUCCUUACUCGCGAUUGCUUAGCAUAUUCAAAGGUCAAGCCUGCUGUGAACCAAAUUGAGACAUCCCCCUACUUCCAGCGCAAUUCGCUGAUCAAGUUCUGUCAAAAACACGGAAUCUGCGUUACGGCCCACACGCCUCUCAGUGGUGCUCUGGCUAACACUGAACUGUUUGGUUCAGUGUCGUGCCUUACAGACCCCGUCCUCAAAGGCAUAGCAGAGAAGUAUGAAAGAACAGUUGCUCAGGUUGUGCUGCGUUGGGGAAUCCAGAGAAACACUGUUCUGAUACCAAAGUCGUCAAAUCUUGCAAGACUUCAAGAAAAUAUAAAUGUUUUUGGGUUUGAUCUUAGUGAAGAGGACAUGGAACUGAUCAAGAGCAUAGACAGAAACUCUAGGACCAAUCAAUUGGAGAAAAUCUGGGGCAUAGAUCUGUUUGCAUGAGGCUUACUUGGUAGUGUCCCUCUUAUGAGUCUCAGUUUUGCAAUACCUUAUGAAAAGGAUAAGCCAAUGCACUAAUUAUAAAUAAACCCCAACACCCCCAAUACCAUUUCUUUUGCAUGUAGACUUCAAUGCCAUUUCUUUUUUACAUU
This is a messenger RNA of Cuscuta epithymum, 1138 nucleotides long. Lineage: Eukaryota; Viridiplantae; Streptophyta; Magnoliopsida; Solanales; Convolvulaceae. The record is from the annotation of a GenBank genome assembly.